Necator americanus (New World hookworm) is the source of this 300-nucleotide messenger RNA. RefSeq lists its product as uncharacterized. The transcript has a single exon. The record is from RefSeq and is a predicted model, not a curated record. The coding region runs from base 1 to 300 and encodes 99 amino acids. NCBI's taxonomy places the organism in Eukaryota, Metazoa, Nematoda, Chromadorea, Rhabditida, Ancylostomatidae.
AUGGCGACCGGUGAUUCACUUGUGACUGCUCUGCAGGAGACCAAGUGCAGAAGGGACGACGUACGACAGAUGAAUGACGGUACACUCGUCAUUCGUGGAGAGAAAGUUCCGUCGCGAAAUGUAGGCGGUGUUGGUUUUGUUGUGCGCCCAUCUGUCGUCCAUCUCGUCGAUUCUCACGAGAUCCUGUCACCUUGUCUGGCCAUUCUUCGCCUCCGCCCUCUGCGCCAAAAAUCCAUCAGUAUCAUCAACUGCUACUCACCAACAUCAGCAGCUGAAGAAUCCGAAUUGGACGCGUUUUAG